Molecule: messenger RNA, 7835 nt
Organism: Phalacrocorax carbo (great cormorant)
Lineage: Eukaryota; Metazoa; Chordata; Aves; Suliformes; Phalacrocoracidae
Source: RefSeq, a predicted model, not a curated record
CCCGGCCGCCCGCUGCUCCCAGGUUUUGCAAGGAGCAGCGAUGAAGAGGAAGCUGGCACUCUCCGAGAUGCAGUUGGUUCUUCUCGUUUUAUUGGUGUGGCUACCAACAAGAUCAGUGCUGGCUGACUCCCUGGAAGACGAAGCUAAGAAUAACAUCACCAUCUUUACAAGAAUUCUAGACAGACUUCUGGAUGGUUAUGAUAAUCGUCUCAGACCUGGAUUAGGAGAUAGUAUUACCGAAGUCUUCACUAACAUCUACGUGACCAGUUUUGGACCUGUUUCAGAUACUGAUAUGGAAUACACAAUAGAUGUUUUCUUCCGUCAGAGGUGGAAGGAUGAGAGAUUAAAGUUUAAGGGCCCAAUGAACAUUCUUCGAUUGAACAACUUAAUGGCCAGCAAAAUCUGGACCCCAGAUACAUUUUUUCACAAUGGGAAGAAGUCAGUGGCUCAUAACAUGACAAUGCCAAACAAGCUUCUACGAAUCCAAGAUGAUGGGACUCUCUUAUACACCAUGAGGCUUACAGUCCAAGCUGAAUGUCCAAUGCACUUGGAGGACUUCCCUAUGGAUGCUCACUCAUGCCCGCUGAAAUUUGGCAGCUAUGCAUACACAACUUCAGAAGUGACAUACAUUUGGACUUACAAUGCUUCAGAUUCAGUGCAGGUGGCACCAGAUGGCUCAAGACUGAAUCAGUAUGAUCUUUUAGGCCAAACAAUUGGAAAAGAGACAGUUAAAUCAAGUACAGGUGAAUACACAGUAAUGACGGCUCAUUUUCAUUUGAAGAGAAAAAUUGGUUAUUUUGUCAUCCAGACUUACCUUCCCUGUAUCAUGACUGUCAUUCUCUCUCAAGUGUCAUUCUGGCUGAACAGAGAAUCUGUGCCUGCCAGGACAGUCUUUGGAGUAACAACUGUGUUGACAAUGACAACACUGAGCAUCAGUGCUCGAAAUUCACUCCCCAAAGUAGCAUAUGCAACAGCUAUGGAUUGGUUUAUUGCUGUUUGUUACGCAUUUGUAUUCUCUGCAUUAAUUGAAUUUGCAACUGUAAAUUAUUUCACAAAACGAGGAUGGGCCUGGGAUGGAAAAAGUGUGGUGAAUGAUAAGAAAAAAGAAAAAGCAUCUGUCAUUAAGAAAAACAAUGCCUAUGCAGUGGCUGUUGCCAACUAUGCUCCAAAUAUUACCAAGGACUCAGUGCUACCAACCAUCUCCAAGAGCGCUACAACUGCAGAACCCAACAAGGCAAAACCAGAAGCGAAGCCACAGGAAGCAAAGAAGACAUUCAACAGUGUUAGCAAGAUUGACAGAAUGUCUAGAAUAGUGUUUCCCGUCUUAUUUGGUACUUUUAAUUUAGUGUAUUGGGCUACAUAUUUAAACAGGGAGCCUGUCUUACUUGGCUUUGCGCCAUCAACCUAAAAGCUGAAUUGCACUGAGGACUUAAAGCAUCAUUCUAAUCAGAUAGGUUGUUCGCUAUGUACAGUACGACUAAUAACUGCUAAUCUGUGAACCAUUAUGUACAGAGUGUAUAUAGAUGUCUUAUCUGUGUAUCUCCAAAGGAGGGACACAGUGUUAAUUCAUGGGUCUGUAAACAGAUAGCACCCAUGGCAAACAUAGCCAGCUCUUUAAAAGUUAUACCCAGGGGAGUUCUGUUAAACUAGGAUUCAAAUAUACAGAAUUAUAUUCUCUCCAUACAAUAAAAUAAAGAUAUGAUCCUACAUAAUUAUUUAGGAACAGUAUUUUUUUAAUUUAAAGUUAAAAUAUUUUUCUAUAAAGUAACUAAUUCUACUUUAAUGAAAGAAACUGUCAUUUAAAAAAGUGAUUUUUUUAAAAAGGUGUAAUUGUUUCAUAAAAUACAGUACCCAUGUACAUAACAGAGUAUGGAGGUCGUACAGUUCUACUGUUCACAUUCUGGAUACUAGGUAGGCUGAAGAGGUAGUAAAGACUACUAUAUGGCAAAACCCCUGAGUUUCUUACUUCUGUCCUGUUUGAAGUUGUUAAUAAACUCUUUUAAUUGAUUUCAGAGAAAAGCAAGUGUUAAUCAAAUUUCCAGUAUCAACCAACUUCCACUAGUGAACUACUGAAGUGAAAUUCUUUUCACUGUUUUAUUUAUUUGAUGUUGCUAAGCCAGAUUCUCUGGAUUUUUUUGCUUUUUUAUUUUGGUCUUAAUUGGAUUAUUAGAUUAGAUUCAUGAAAGCACUCAGAAAUUUUUCAGGGUUAAGUAUAUCAGUAAUGUAAUACACUCUUUUUCCUUUCUUAAUGUUUUCCUAAAACCUGCCAUUAAAAUAUUUACCUGUAUUUGUCCCAGAAAGCAUGGUUUUCAAGGGAAACAAGAACCAUUUAAGUUCAGGAAAUUGUCCAUAUAAUAAAAAUUACUGCUGCUUUUGUAAAUUGCAAGUUUACAUUUCGCUGACAUAACUUUACAACAACUUUGUAUACUAGAAAUGGUUUUGCUAAGAUUUGAAUGUUAUUUUUUUAAUAAAAGGUCAUGCAUCAUCAGUAGGUAUCAACUGUAUUUCAUAUACACAAAUAUAACUAAAUUGGAGCUGCCAUUUGCAAUUUUAUAUGAACAUUUAAUACUGAUCAGGAAAACUGUUUUUCAUCUGAGCCUUUGCAAAGAUUCUUUAUGCCCCUAAAGGCCUGGUAAAUCAUGACAUAAGUAAUAAUUGUGUACUGUAUUUAGAUUUUAGUAUACUUGGCCAGUCAAAAAUAUUUUGAUUCACACAUACAUUAGCAGUUAUUAGUUGACCUUUAAAAAAAGAUACACCUUUAUGAUGAUGUCUUCGAGUAGAGACAUAUGUAGUCGUAUAGUGUCAUUUAUUGCAGUUUUGUACAGUACUUGAGUAUAGUGCAUAAAAUAGAUAUGUUCAGAGUUUAACAAAGUUGUACAAAUAUUUCUAAAAUCAAAUAAAAGAGUAUCUUAAGACAUGGAAAUGUGCUAAAAACAACAAAGAGAAACACUGCUUUCAUUUGCUGUUUUAUUUUCUUGCUUUUUCUUUGCUUUUAAUGUGAUUCUGUUUUGUACUUUAUGUGACAGUAUAGAUGCCAAGGUCACAAAUGCAUAUUAUGAAUAGAAUUAAUAGUUAAGACAGAGUUGACAUCAGUAAAAUAAAGAUGUUUCGUAAGUUAUAAAUGAAAGGGAGAAGCAUGGACAAGGUGUGUAUCCCUUGAAGUCCCUCUAAUUAAGCCGUCAGAUUAAACCUUUCUCAUCAACAGUAGUUAAAAAAUGAGCACUUUACUUAGAACAUUAAAAUAAAAAUAUCCUUAUUUUUCAUAUAUAUUUAUAUAUAAAUUAUAGAUCUUCCAUGUAACAUGGAGAUGUGUGCAAUAGUGUGAUUAUGAGCAUAAGGCUGGAAGGCAAGCAAUAACAAAAAGGUUUUUUCAUGGUAUAAUUAUACAUUUUUAAAAUGUUUCAUUUGUAAAUUAUAAAUUAUCCCUUUAACGUCACAUUGUCCAGGUAUGAAUAAAUAUAUAAAUAUGUGCAUAUGUACAAAUAAUUGUAAAUAUUAGAACUGUAGAAAAAUCCCUUCACUUUUAACUCUGUUUUUGGCAAAGGGCUCUGACUGUAUAGUUUAAUAGAGGCCCAUGCUAAACUGCUCUUGAACUUGAGCAGCUUGAUUAUGUUUUCUGUAGUGGAGGUCUCCUUCCUGUGACCUAGUGGGAGUUCUUACCUUCUGUUCGUAUCAGCAAGACCUAGGGACUCUCCGAACCUCACUGGACUGGGCUAUGAGAAACAGAGGUUUGUGCUUCACCCUUGGCCAUAUCCCAGGUACUCCAGACCCUUCACAAUGUUUAAACAAUGUUGGGUAUUGCUUCAUGCAUGACACUGUGUAGUCAGACCCCUCCCCACUACAAACAUGCGUGUGCUCAAAGGCAUGUUGGAUUAACUGAUAAGGAAGGAUUUUUGCAUCCUUACCCAAGAAUGGGACCCCUCAAAGGUUUUUAACAGUACGAGUCUUCUCCAACAAGACUUCUUCUCUGGAAGAUAACAUGUGUGUAAUUCAGAGCUGCACACAAAAAGGGUGUCUUCAGUUUGCACAUGAAGCCUGAUGCUGUCUCGUGUUAGUCAGCUCUGCUGCUACUGCUUAUAUUGGGUACAAUUAUUUUUUCAUUCACUGACCAUUUUCUCUACACUUGUGUUACGCUUAGUCAGACAAAAAAACAGGAGUUUAUCACAUGCUAAAGAUACAUUUAUAACAUGCUAAUAUAGAAAAAUAGGCAUACUCUAUAAAUUCACUCCGUGAAAAAUAAUACAUUUUAAAUAUCCACAUGCAGUGGAUUAUUUUGGCAUCCAGCUUUCAGCUGGUUCCUGGCAAAUGAAUGUCUGCCAUGUGACAUUUUACCAGAAUGAAUCUGGCAAAUUCAGCUUUUGUCAAUCAGGAAAUCAGGAAUACUGUGGGCGUCAGCAAGGCUUUUGAGUGCGUACACCCCAGAGAAGUUUCACUUUUACAUUUAGUUCAGUUGGUCUGUGUUACAGCAAACUCUUUCUGUGGGAGGAAGGAGUCUGCUUUAUUGUUUCUCUGCUGAAACAUUUAUAGUGAGUAAACUGCCUGCACGUAAGUUGCAAAUUUGUAAGACUAACAACUAGAUAAGUGAAUUUGAAUGUAAAGAUUUAAGUGAACGUGAGCAUUGUGCAAGGAACACCGGAAUACAAGACUUAGGUUUUCUUUCCAUUUAGCAGCAUAGAAUCUGUAUCUGGGAUUUUAAAGCUGGUCUCAUAAAUUUAUGUGCCAAACACCUAGAAGUUUCAUUUAUUUUGAGUAAAACUUGCUGGUCUUAAAGUGGGGAGAGAGAGCAUGAGUGAACAAACACAAGUCAAAGACUUGCACGUGGAAUCUACCAGUGAAAUUUUUGGUUGACAUGCUAAUCUAAUUUAUUUUUUCCUUUCUUCUUGGGUCAGGGUGUGAUGUUUUAUUUGGCUUAAACAAUGAAUACAAUAAAUACAAUGAUAUAACACUGUGGUAAACUUGGAUAAUUAUGAACCAUUGUUUACGAAAUAGGUUUCCUGUGUAGUACUGGGGCACACACUUCUGGAUGCAUGUGGUCAGUAAUUUAACAGUAAUUUAUAAAUCAGCAUGAAGAAUAUAGAGAUCAGCAGGGUUUAUCAGCCAGAAUUGUCUGCUGGAGACUUCUUAACGGAUUGCUUUUAAAAGAGUGGCUUCCAAACUUCUCAAGUACAUUGUAGCCAAUUAAAUUACCUUCACCUUCCAUAUCUGGGUUAAUUCAACUUGUAACUGCUGCAUUGUUGAGCAUCUUUAGAAACAAAUACUACGGUUGAUGUUCUGAGAUAUGAUCUUUAGCUUGGGACACUACUCAUACCACUGAACAUUAUGCUAAACUAAGGCGCUAGUCUGCCUCUACAGUCACAGGAGAGAGCAUGAAAGAGCUUCACUAGACACCAGACAGGAGCCUUAAUGAAUCACCAUCCCUUCCCGGUGAUUACAGAUAAUACAUGGGGGGGUGAGACUUUUCAGAUGUGGGGUGACCAUAAACUGUCUGCAUGAAAGCAAGCAGAAGCACUGGGAGGAGGUAGGGAUGUAUGGGUGAGGAAAGGGGGAAAGAAAAGCAGCAAAUGGGUCUGUUACUCUGUCGGUGGAUUGUGAGAUGACUGAGGAAGAAGCCGUUGAGGGAGGUAAUGUGUAUUUUUGUUUCAGCCUAAGUUCUGAGGUUUCAUUACCAAAUGUGAGUUGUGGGAGAGUAAAUUUCAGAGCAUAUGAAAUUGAAAUACUUGUAUAAUUCUGCUGAACUUGAGGGACAUUAGUUGUGCCUUUGAAACGGAGAGGCUUCUGCCUACUGCUUUGUGAAAACCAUGCAAUGUUCUGUGCUUCCUGCUGUAUGGGGCAUCUAGGGCAGAGGGGUAAAAGAAGCUUCAGGAAAAUUAGAACUUUGUUAAUUCUAAGGUUGUUUUUUUUCUUAGGAGGUGUGACUUUCACUUAAGCACAAAUAGUCAGCAUCCAUCCUCCAUCCCUCUCAUUGCUAUUCUGAAAGCUUAGUGGUGCACAAAUUUUUGCCUUGGCCUUUCACAAAAUAGGUCAAGGCUACGCUCCUGAACAUCUCCAUUCCUAAAAAUUUGCAUGAAAGAUGAUUUCAGUAUGGAUAUGAAGCUAUCAUCAGUCUAUGCCCGAUUAUGUGUAGACACAUAAUGCUAAAAUUUAGACUGCAAUGCAAUGGGUUUUAAAGCAGAGGAAGAAAACAUUUUAAAAUGAGCCCAGAAAGUUAAGUAGCUUCAUUUAAAGAACACAGAGCAUGACAAAUGUACAAAUGUCUGAACACAUCUAAAUAGAAUCUCUGUGUGGUAUAAUUUGAUGUCAUAUAAAGUUUUUGUCUUAAAGACUUUGAAUCAUUACAGUAAUUAAGUGAAUUUAUGUGAAAGUCAGCUCACACUUCAGCCUCCAGUAAAGGGAGUGGUUCUUCAGAAAGCAGAGUUUUAGGAUUCCUUCCACCUCUUUCCAGCAACAGUGUACCUUCUGCUAGAAUGCUGUCAGUUUGCAAUAUAACUUUAAGUUAUACCCCUUUAAUAUUACCAUCUCUUGAUUUUGUUUUUUUAGUCAAGGAGACCUCCACCUCAUUUCUGUAGAUAACCCAAACUCCCUAACAACCAGGAUUUUAAUUCUAUUCUGAAUCUAAUUGUUAAUUCCAGCCACCUGAGAAUUGGUGAGGGACUUCAUCGCUUUAGACCUUUAGUAGUAGAAGCUAAAGGCUUAAAAGUUUGUUUCCAUGAAUGACAGAUGUUAAUCACAUAAAAAGUUUGUUUACCUCUACUUCAAACCAUUUAAUUUUCUAGAUUCAGAUCUCUCCAGGUGAAUCCUUGAGCUCAUAAUUCGGAGUCUGUGAUUACAUCUUACUGGAAGAGGCUAAACUUUGAGGGCUUGACAUCUCUGACUGAGAUCAGGGCAAAACUUGCACUGAAUUUAAAAUAAAACUGAUUAACGUCCUCAGGAUAUUUGUCUGCAUCACUGAAGUCAGUAAGGAUUUUUUUACAGAAGGGGAGUACACCUCAGUGCACACUUGGGCUCUCCUAUGGGUGGAGGUGCUUAGUUCUUUAACCCAUGAAAAUAAGCCCUUAAAGAGGAGUCAACCAUACUGAAAUACAGGACUUGAUGUCUGUUUCAUUCCUGCUAUAUAUUAAUGCCUUUUAAGAAUGUUGUGAAAGUGCUAUGAGUUAGGAGUAAGUGAUAACACUCCCAAAAAGGAAUUUGGAGGAUGUUUUAAAAUAUGCAAGAUGUUGUAUACUCUUCCUCUAGUGUUGGUGUCUACAUAAAUAUAUAUGAAUAUAUUUUUAUUGUUGGAUGAUUUAAAAGUUAUAUUUUGGUUUCAAAUUUUAAUUCCUUACAUAAUGUUGUGAAUACCUCACUCAGUCAGGUGGCCUGGAGCGUGUCUUUAUGCAUUCAACAUUUUUAAUGAUUGCACUGAGUGCUUUCAUUUGUCUGAUAUUCGAAGAGGUGAGCUUCAACAGGUUGACGUGUUACAUUUGUUUUCCAGUACUUCAUCCAUCUAUCUAUGCUGUUGAGGAUGGAUGGAAAUAGAGAAUGGAACAAGAUAUUGCUUUGAUCAACUGCUUUUGAUAUUCUUUAUUAGAUGUUCAUUUUGGCUGACUUUAUCAGUUUAUAGGCUACUGUAGCUUAGCAUUAGCACGGAAUGCAAUGUAGUACUUUACAUCUAUUAGAAUACAUAUGUACAAUAUGCACCGUAUCUAUAAACUGUUAAAAAAUCAGUUCCUAAACAGCACCCCUUCACCCUCUGCCCUCCAUAUAGUCACUUUAUUAGGAAACAUUUGAAGGCACUUUAAUGGAGGUGAUUACACUAAAUCUUGUUAUACUUGAUUUUAAAAAAAUAGUAAAAAUAA